Sphaerodactylus townsendi is the source of this 3962-nucleotide messenger RNA. RefSeq names its product ANKH inorganic pyrophosphate transport regulator (gene ANKH). Gene Ontology annotation, cellular component: membrane. Gene Ontology annotation, biological process: phosphate ion transmembrane transport. Bases 600 to 2081 code for a protein of 493 amino acids. The transcript is spliced from 12 exons. The record is from RefSeq and is a predicted model, not a curated record. NCBI's taxonomy places the organism in Eukaryota, Metazoa, Chordata, Lepidosauria, Squamata, Sphaerodactylidae. Gene Ontology annotation, molecular function: phosphate transmembrane transporter activity.
ACGCCGCUUUCCCCUCCCGCCCUCCCGGGGCCCUUCUUGGGGGCGGGGGUGCUGGGCUUGCCCGGCGCAUCGCUCCCGAGUCCCUGCCCGGCCUCCCGCGGCUCUCCCGCCCCCGCCCUCUCCUCGCCCCCGCCCCUCCCGCCUGCCCGGUCGGCGGCAAAGCGGAGGCGGCGGAAGCGCGGGCCGGGCGCGUUCCAGCCAGGGCGGCGGCGGCGGCGGCGGGGAGGGGGAGGAGGAGGUGGGCUGCGCCCGGCCCUUGGGCGCCCGCGGCGGGGAUGGCGGCGGCGGCGUCCCUCCCCCCGCCUCUUUUUCCGCUGCUGCUGCUGCUGCUGGCGGCGGCGGCGGCGGCGGGCGGCUGCCGUGUGGGAGGAGGAGGAGGGCCGGAGCGGCGGCGGCGGCGGCAGGGAUGGCCCUGAGCGCGGGGCCGGCUGCCUAAAGGGCGCUGCGCGGACGCCCGACGCGCCACUCCGCAGCCAGCCAGCCAGCCAGCCAGCAGCCGCGGAGGAGAAGCCGCCGCCGCCGCCACCCGCCUCUCCUCGCCCGCCCUCCCGCCAGGCCCGCUGCGGCAGACGCGGUCGGGGUGGCCGCCCAGCCGGACGAUGGUGCAGUUCCCGGCGCUGACCCACUACUGGCCGCUGGUGCGCUUCUUGGUGCCGCUGGGCAUCACCAACAUCGCCAUCGACUUCGGCGAGCAGGCCUUAAAUAGAGGUAUUGCAGCCGUCAAAGAAGAUGCUGUGGAAAUGCUAGCCAGCUAUGGAUUGGCUUAUUCCCUCAUGAAGUUCUUCACUGGUCCAAUGAGUGACUUCAAAAAUGUGGGACUGGUGUUUGUAAACAGUAAAAGAGACAGAACCAAAGCAGUGUUGUGCAUGGUUGUGGCUGGUGCAGUGGCUGCUGUAUUUCACACGUUGAUAGCAUACAGUGAUUUGGGAUACUACAUUAUCAACAAGUUGCACCAUGUGGAUGAAUCCGUGGGAAGUAAAACGCGCAAGGCCUUCCUAUAUCUUGCUGCCUUCCCUUUUAUGGAUGCUAUGGCUUGGACUCAUGCUGGCAUUCUUCUGAAACACAAAUACAGUUUUCUGGUGGGCUGUGCCUCCAUCUCAGAUGUCAUUGCUCAGGUUGUUUUCGUAGCCAUUCUGCUGCACAGUCACCUGGAGUGUAGAGAGCCCCUCCUGAUCCCCAUCUUGUCCUUGUACAUGGGGGCGCUUGUCCGGUGCACCACCUUAUGCCUAGGCUACUACAGAAACAUUCAUGAUAUUAUUCCUGACAGCAGCGGCCCAGAGAUGGGGGGAGAUGCUACGAUAAGAAAGAUGUUGAGCUUCUGGUGGCCUCUGGCAUUAAUUCUGGCCACACAAAGAAUUAGCCGGCCUAUUGUCAACCUCUUUGUGUCUCGGGAUUUGGGCGGCAGCUCAGCAGCCACAGAGGCAGUGGCCAUUCUGACAGCUACAUAUCCAGUGGGUCACAUGCCAUACGGCUGGUUGACAGAGAUCCGAGCUGUUUAUCCUGCCUUUGACAAGAAUAACCCCAGCAAUAAAAUGGUGAAUACGAGCAGCACCGUCACAGCAACGCAUAUCAAAAAGUUCACGUUCGUCUGCAUGGCCAUGUCCUUAACGCUCUGCUUUGUGAUGUUUUGGACUCCAAAUGUGUCAGAGAAGAUAUUAGUUGACAUAAUUGGAGUGGAUUUUGCCUUUGCGGAGCUCUGUGUCAUUCCUUUGCGUAUCUUCUCCUUCUUCCCAGUUCCAGUAACAGUAAGGGCACAUUUGACAGGGUGGCUGAUGACCCUAAAAAAGACUUUUGUGCUGGCCCCGAGCUCCAUCCUACGGAUCAUUGUUCUUAUUACCAGCCUGAUAGUGCUUCCUUAUUUGGGCGUCCACGGAGCCACCCUAGGAGUUGGAUCCCUUCUUGCUGGCUUUGUUGGAGAAUCUACCAUGGUAGCAAUAGCAGCCUGCUACGUGUAUCAGAAAGAGAAAAAGAAGAGGAAUGACCAUGAGACAGCAACAGAAGGUGAAGACUCAGCAAUGACUGACAUGCCUCCGACAGAGGAAAUGACAGACAUCGUAGAAAUGAGAGAAGAGAAUGAGUGACAGACUGAAGACGACUGUUCUCCACAGGACAACUGGAAGCCUCUUCCUUCUCUCAUACUUUCUUUUGAUUAUUUUUAGGCCUUGAUUCCAGAGGUUUCAGAUAAUAAACUUCCUGGCAUACCAAGUAUGCUGGCACAGAUGCGGGACUCAAAGGAACAGUCUCUGUUCUUCCUUCUUCAACUGAAUUUCUUCUCUCACUCCAUUCAAACUCAAAAGAUGAGGCUGCUGCACCGUAGAGGGAACUUCCUUUCUUUGGGCAGUCUCCAUUUAUCAACCAAAGUCAUGUUGUUUAUUCAUGGACUCUGUUGCCGUCCUCUCGAUCUCCUCAAUGCUUUCCCUCCACCCUGGCACAAACACCCACCCACACUUCCUUUUUAAUUAAUGAAUGAUUGAAAAUGCAACAGUUGACAAAAAUUAGCUUUAUUUUACUUGCUUGAAAAAAGACUUUGCUCUAUUAGUAUUUAUCAUGGUGGACCCUUGAAUUGAGCUUUCUCAUCGUUUAAUGUGAUGUACUGUAUACUGCGACAAAACAGGAUACUGAGGCAGGAGUCAAGAAAAAAGUAAAUAACAAGAGUACAUUAAAUAGACGGUAAUAAAUACAAGACAAGUCUGUCUGUAGAGUUCAUUGUAUUGCCUGAGAUACACAACAGGUUUUUAUAAUCUCUGGUUUCUCAACUGUGAACCAAUAUCUGUGCUACACAAACCUUAUAAAUGUUUUCUAAAUCAUAUUAUAGGUAUUUAAAUUGGAAGCUGUUUAAAAAAUAUUGGGGCCCCAUCUAAAGCCCUUUUUUGAAGAGCCUGUUAUUCUGCUGCUUAAUGGUUUGGAGGAUACUGUGCUGAGAUGUGGUGUAAGAAAUUGUUGCUGAGAUGGUUUCCUAAAAGGAAGGUGACCAACAAAAAUCCACUGAUAUUUAAACCAAAGUUCUAAUCCAGUGUUUUGAAAGUGUGGCUGUUUGUACUUAUUCAAAAUAUACUUGCUAACUUAUACAGAGAAUAUCAUUGUAUAUCCUUUCGAUGUAGAGAGCUUGGGAUAGAGCUAUUGUUUCAACACUUUUCCAAGACUGAAUAAUAUAAAUAAAUCAAAGCCUACAACAGAGGCAUGUUUCUCAAAAACAAAGAUACUUCCUUCCAUGCCAUAUAAAGGGGAUCUGCAGAGAUGCUGAUCAGAGGAAGAUGUUUGAAUGAACAAGGCACGCACACACGGUCUGCACUUGAUGACUGAAUGGUCUUGUGCGUCAGGAAUGCCUGAUAUGGACUGGGUUCCAGGUUUCAUUGGACUCCUGACCAUCGGUACGGCUGUAGGACCUCUACAAGAGGUACAAUUUCUAUGGUUGGUGUGGGAAUAUUUUCCUAUACUUCAAGUUGUGUGCUACAUGCUCAAUCUAGAACACUGGAAGGAGCCGUGCAUGUGUACACUGAAAGGGGCCAUUGGCUUUGACCAUGUGGCAUGAUGUCAUUUUAAUCCUAGAGAAAAUAUCUUUAGCCAAAUAUAUAUUUUUCUAUAUGCUUUAGAAUGGUUAAAAUUAUUUAAUUUAAUUUUGCACAAAUCCAUUUUCUAGAUUUCUGGAGCAAAUAGCUUAGAGUAGAUGAAAUCUUUAAAACUGCAAUUCUAUAUCAAUAUAUGUGUAUACAUACACAUGUAAGUGUAUAAAUAUAUAUUGUAUAUUAUGUGUAAUUUAUUUUAGGCUGCGGUAAAUUUCCUAUUUUUGCAAAGCUCAGUAAAGAAUUUCUAAUAUAAUACAAAGUUUGCUUGUGUGCUGAAACUAAGUCUAAAGAAGUGUACUCCACUGCUAAGUGUUAACAUCUCUGCAAGGUUGAUAUCCAGCUUUGCACAUAUACAAAUGCAAUAAAUAAGAUGAUGUGAUGAAUAUAUUCUCAAAG